Messenger RNA from Choloepus didactylus (southern two-toed sloth), 2732 nucleotides. It is a transcript of the gene B4GALT3, whose product is annotated as beta-1,4-galactosyltransferase 3. Gene Ontology annotation, biological process: galactosylceramide biosynthetic process; carbohydrate metabolic process. Gene Ontology annotation, molecular function: glycosyltransferase activity. The transcript has 7 exons. The record is from RefSeq and is a predicted model, not a curated record. Bases 863 to 1828 code for a protein of 321 amino acids. Lineage: Eukaryota; Metazoa; Chordata; Mammalia; Pilosa; Megalonychidae.
AGAUUGCAAGGUAGGGCAAACGCAAGAGGCGAUUUGGGGUGGGGGAAUGCUGGGCUUUAACCCCAAUGCAAGCGUUGACCACGCCCCUCCAGGAGAGCCCGCCCAGGUACCCACGGCCCUCUCUGCCCCAGCCCUUCCUCUCCCCAUUUCACUUCUGCAAGCAACUCUCCCUCUAGCUUCCCGCCCCCUUCCCCCUCUCGGACUGGGGAAAGGUACAAAAGGUGGAGCACGCCACCCCCACUCUACUCUGCGCUGCGCUCCAGGGCUGUUUGCUUGCAGCUCCCAGGUGGUCACGCUCCCUGCUCCGAGGCACGUGAAGAACGGAAAAGAGCUUGUCUCCUACCCCGCCCUGGGCUCUCCUGAGGCCACUCGAGACGGUCCCGAUAUGACUGCUUCGCCCCCUGAACGGUUCUCGGUUUGGGGGAAGACAUUGACUCUAUUUGCCGCCGUGUCCUCACUCCCCAAAUAGGUCUGUCCUGUUGGGGUGGGAGGGGGGAGUAGUGAUUAAGUCCGAGCCUGACACUGUCACUCCAGUUGUAGCCAGAGGGUGAGACCUGGGAUCUAACAUCUCCUGCUUCUUCCCUUUUCUUUCCAACCACUUUCCCUCACUUCCCCUGCUGGAAACAGCCUUCACCUUGGUGCAGUUCGCUGUCCUCUGUGGGUGGCUGGUUCUCAGUGACCACUUUUGUUCCAGCUGGUUCCAGUGCUGGAUGGAGGGAGCCUUUCUCUGCCCUCUGUGACCUUUCCAAUUUUAAAUAAUGCCUCAUAUCUUUGCUCCUCCGGAACCUCCUGGAGCCCCCAGGCCCCAUAAGAAGACAGCUUGAAUCUAGAAUCUCCACCCCUUCCCCCAUUCCAUCUCAGGAUGUUGCGAAGGCUGCUGGAGCGGCCCUGCACUCUGGCCCUGCUGGUGGGCUCCCAACUGGCUGUCAUGAUGUAUCUGUCGCUGGGGGGCUUCCGAAGCCUCAGUGCUCUAUUUGGCCGAGAGCAGGGGCCUACCUUUGACUAUUCUCACCCCCAUGAUGUCUACAGUAACCUCAGUCACUUGCCUGGGGUCCCUGUUGCCCCAGGGGGCCCUCCAGCUCCUCAGGGUCUGCCCUACUGUCCAGAACGAUCCCCUCUCUUAGUGGGUCCUGUGAUGGUGUCCUUUAGCCCAGUGCCUUCGCUGGCAGAGAUUGUGGAGAGGAAUCCCCGGGUGGAACCAGGGGGCCGGUACCACCCGGCAGGGUGUGAGCCCCGCUCUCGAACAGCCAUCAUUGUGCCCCACCGUGCCCGGGAGCACCACCUGCGCCUGCUGCUCUACCACCUGCACCCCUUCCUGCAGCGCCAGCAGCUUGCGUAUGGCAUCUAUGUUAUCCACCAGGCUGGAAAUGGAACAUUUAACAGGGCAAAGCUGCUGAAUGUUGGAGUGCGGGAGGCCCUGCGUGAUGAGGAGUGGGACUGCCUCUUCCUGCAUGAUGUGGACCUGCUGCCAGAGAAUGACCACAAUCUGUAUGUGUGUGAUCCGCGGGGGCCCCGGCACGUCGCUGUCGCCAUGAACAAGUUUGGAUACAGCCUCCCGUACCCCCAGUACUUUGGGGGAGUCUCAGCACUCACUCCUGACCAGUACCUGAAGAUGAACGGUUUCCCCAACGAAUACUGGGGCUGGGGCGGUGAGGAUGAUGACAUUGCUACCAGGGUACGCCUGGCUGGGAUGAAGAUCUCUCGUCCUCCCACAUCUGUGGGACACUAUAAGAUGGUAAAGCAUCGAGGAGAUAAAGGCAACGAGGAAAAUCCCCACAGUCACUCUGAGGCCAGGAGGGCUCCCAUCCUGCUCAGGGAAAGCAACUGAGUCAUACACGAUUCCCAGGACGGCUGGGUCUUCUGAGGAUGGCACCAAAUGUCCAAAUCCCUGGAGAGAAGAGAUUUGGGUCAGCAGGGAAGAGCUUCAGCUGAGCCCAUGUCUCCUUCUUACCUUCUUCCUCACACCUGAACAGGCAGACGAGCUCCUCGGUACUGCAGAUUCACCACAGCAACAGACACAGCAGUGAUGGUCUUCAGGGCAUGAGCCAGAGGUGCAGCCUCAGCAGGGAGCAGCUCACUGAGCACUGGAGGAGAUUAGGCACAGGCCUGGUUCAGGGAGGCAUGCACAUGACAAGUUCAUCAACCCUCUAGGAUUAAAAUUCAUAGGGAUGACCAGUUCAGGGGUAAGGUGUGCUCCUGGCCCAGGAAGGUACAGCUAUUGCCUCACCCAGGAUGGGAAGGGGAAGGGGUUACUUCAUUUACCUGAAGCAGGAACAGCACUUAUAACAUGGUCAGCCUCCAGGCUGCUGUCUCCUAGAGACACCUGAGAGGAUGGAAAUAUUUGAGGGACACAGAAAUAGGAAUUUUAUGGGUGAAGCAAGACUUUUGCUGCCUCACCUUCAACUUCCAGGCAUUCAAAUAGAAGGGGUGGCAGGAGAGACUGAGUGCUAACUUGUGAUGAAGUGAUUGAGUGACUGUAUUGUCUGCACAAAAAUCACUCCCCUGCAUACACCAGGAGGUGGGCCAGGCAGAGGCCAGUAUGUGUGGCCACUCUGAAAUGUUUAGUGGAGCAGAGUUGUUGCUUCCCCUAUUCCUGAGCCAUUUAUAAGCACUACUUCUAUUCAUAAAAUUAAGGAAGGUCCACAAAUUAGGCUUAGGUACCUGAAGUGGCUAAUAUUUGUGUAACUCCAGUCCUGUCUGCCCUGGUUAAACCACUUAAGCAAAAAUGGAAA